Silurus meridionalis is the source of this 2016-nucleotide messenger RNA. It is a transcript of the gene mtnr1bb, whose product is annotated as melatonin receptor 1Bb. Gene Ontology annotation, cellular component: membrane. Gene Ontology annotation, molecular function: melatonin receptor activity. NCBI's taxonomy places the organism in Eukaryota, Metazoa, Chordata, Actinopteri, Siluriformes, Siluridae. The record is from RefSeq and is a predicted model, not a curated record. Gene Ontology annotation, biological process: G protein-coupled receptor signaling pathway. Bases 316 to 1356 code for a protein of 346 amino acids. The transcript has 3 exons.
GCAAGAGCGCGCUUGUGAUAUGCCGCCUGUCUUUGCACACAGACAGCGCUCGUGCUCUCUCUCUCUCUCUCUCUCUCUCUCUCUCUCUCUCUCUCUAUGGUCAUUCUUGUUAUAAUUCAGCAUGCUCGGACACUCUCUUGGAGUAAAACUGCGCCCAAAAUCAGCCUUUCAUUCAUCAGUAUUUUGGAGAGGAGCGAAACGGAGGGAAUUUACGCGCCGGGAGGACGCAAAGGCUCGCGCGCUGUGGUCGUCUCUGGCAGGCAAAUGGAGACUUCAGGAAUAUGAGCGUCUGUAAUACCAAGUUGUAAUACCGGCAUGCCAGAAAACGUUCUUCUUGUCAGGAACCUCAGGGAAGUGGGACACGUCGGGCGCGUGACGGAGUCUGGCGCGCGCCCCGCCUGGGCUGUAGCGCUGCUGGCCACUGUGCUCAUCUUCAUCACAGUAGUCGACGUGCUGGGCAAUUUACUGGUUAUCAUUUCUGUGUUCCGGAAUCGUAAACUGAGAAACGUGGGUAAUGUGUUUGUAGUUAGCCUGGCCUUUGCUGACUUGGUAGUGGCUUUCUACCCAUACCCACUAGUUCUGUAUGCAUUGUUCCAUGACGGAUGGUCACUGGGGGACACACAAUGCCAAGUGAGUGGCUUCCUAAUGGGCCUGAGUGUAAUUGGUUCAGUGUUCAACAUCACAGGCAUUGCUAUCAAUCGCUAUUGCUACAUUUGCCACAGCUUUGCCUAUGGGCGCCUCUACAGCUUCCGUAACACACUGCUACUGGUGGCACUCAUCUGGAUGUUGACUGUGCUGGCCAUUCUCCCCAACUUCUUUGUAGGCUCGCUCAGCUAUGACCCCAGAGUCUACUCAUGCACAUUUACUCAGACAGCCAGUAGCUCAUACACAGUGGCAGUGGUGGUGAUGCACUUUCUGGUACCCAUUGCAGUGGUGACCUUCUGCUACCUCCGCAUCUGGGUGCUGGUCAUUCAGGUCCGCCGCAAAGUAAGAAAGGAAGCGCAUGGCAGGGUACGACGUAGUGACCUGCAAAACUUUGUCACUAUGUUUGUGGUAUUUGUUCUGUUUGCCCUCUGCUGGGCACCACUGAACCUUAUUGGCCUGGUGGUAGCAGUCAACCCAGAAGUAAUGGCCCCUCGCAUCCCUGAGUGGCUGUUUGUGGUCAGCUAUUUUAUGGCCUACUUCAACAGCUGUCUUAAUGCUAUCAUCUACGGGCUGCUGAACCGGAAUUUUCGCAAGGAGUACAAGAGCAUUGUAACAUCUGUGUGGAUGCCACGGCGGUUUGUAUCAGAGACAUCCAGAGUUGCCACAGAUGGGAUGCGAAGCAAACCCUCACCAGCUAUCAACAAUGACUGAAUAUGCCACACAGACAAUCAGUUUUCUCUGUUGCCUCAAAUAGGAAAUGCCAAUUCAGUGAAAUGCCAAUUUUUAAUGAGUAUGUCAUCACUUGUCAUGUGAAUAAUUUGUUUGUCUGUUUACACAGCUCAGGGUGCUUAUCUACUUUUUGCCACUGUGGAAAGAUCAGUUUUAAAGCAUUGUAAUUAUAUUUUAAUAAUUAAUGCUGAAUAUAUGUGUAUUAUUUUGGGUUUAACUGUAUUCAUGCUGGUGACAUCAAAGUAUUUUGUCUCAUGCAAGAUAUGUUGGUACUUAUUGUGCAUGUGUUAACCUUAAACCAAAUAAUGAAAACAUGCUGAAAGAUUUCUGUGUACGGAGAGUGAUGUAGUUAAGGCAAACAUGUCAAAGGUCUAGUAAAUCUGGAUAAAUCAAGAUCUAUAAUCUGUUUCAAAUGAUUAAGUCAAGAAGAAGAAAUUUGACCUUCAUUGGUGUGAAGGCUUAUCUAAUCUAUUUUGUUUGUCUCCUAUCCUUCACACAUUAAAAUAAUUGACGUUUUGUUAUUUGCCAGAAGAAAUAUGUGCAUGACUGUAUUAUAUAAACCUUUAUUACUUUAACAAUUGUGAAAAAUUAAAAAGUACCAGGCAGAAACAUAUAAAAGUGAAAGACUGACAGUUAAGAGGU